UUUAGGCAUGUGCUGCCACGGGGCUGUGAUCUUGCAAAUGCAAAAGGAGUGCGUUUAAACCGAACUGACAGCAGACACACUAAAAUUGGAGUUCCCAGACAAGAAGAAUGGUACUAUAAAUCUUUGCCCCUCCGAAAGACUCCCCCAUCAGUCCACAAGCAAGUCAUCUUCUUCUUCCCCGUCCUCUCAACCAAGCAAAGGACCUACGGGACAGCAAACCUUGGCGUUUACAUAACAUAAUAACCAAGCCAACACCCAGGAACACCCUCCGAACUCCAGCAAGAAUCAAUCAACAAUGGGCUUCAUCCACAGGAGGACCUCCAAGCAGACCAGCAAGGUCAAGACCCUCCUUGAGCUCGCCUUGUCGCGCCUCACCGUUGCUAGCCGUCCCCGUCUUGCUCGCAAGUCAAUUUCUCGCAGCGAUGUCGCCCAGCUCCUCGCCCUCGGCCAUCUCGACCGUGCUCUCCACCGUGCAGAGCAGGUCAUGGAGGAGGACAACAUGCUGGAGGCAUUCAAUAUCAUAGAGCUAUACUGCAAUCGCCUCAUUGAGCAUGCUAAGCAAUUAGACAAGCCCCAUGAGUGUGGUGAGGACAUUCGGGAGGCAGCCGCUGGGAUCAUGUUUGCAGCCGGGUGGUGUGGCGACCUGCCAGAGCUGCUGUUUGCACACACUGUCCUGGCAAAUAAGUUUGGAGGUGACUUCGCUACAAUGGCAAAGGAGGGCAGUGGCGUCGUCAACCCCAUGUUAGUCUGGAAGUUGUCUGGCAACAAAAGAAACAUGGAGCAUAAGAAAAAGGUGGUGAAAGAGAUUGCUGCUGAGAACAAUAUCCAGGUGGACUUUUCUGAAUUCCCAGAAGUGGUUGAGCAGAAUGGCAGAGACAACGCUCCACAUCAAAACAAGCUCAGCCACGAAGCUAUAUACCAAAUGGACAUGGAUGAAAGUUCAGAAUCAGACUCUGAUCAUUCUGCCCCACAUAAUGAGGAUCCAUGUGAUAUUUCCACCUCUGAUGGAUCAAACAACGGGCAGCUGGAACAAAAGAAGGUGACAGCUUGCACAAGAAGAUGAACUUUCCAAGCAUCCAGCUCAGAUGCAACAAUCUGGGAUGAGGCAAUGCCAUGUUUAGCUUCCAAAUGUACCAAGCUACGGCCUACGGGUGUGCACGUGUUAAAUGUGUAAACUACAAAGCAACUAACAAUGUCCAAUUAACUAAGUCAGCAAGACCUUCCAUUUCUUCAUGAACAGCAAGCCAAUAGCCACCACCAGUUAUAUAAUGUACAUGAGACCACCCCUUCAUUAUUCUCCAAUCCAUCAAGUCUAUAAAGACAAGGGUCAUCUCACUACACAUAAUGUACACACCACCUAAUCCAGGUUCUUGACUAUAGUGCCUGGGAUAAUAUGUGAAAGACAUCCAACUCA
Molecule: messenger RNA, 1414 nt
Organism: Setaria italica (foxtail millet)
Lineage: Eukaryota; Viridiplantae; Streptophyta; Magnoliopsida; Poales; Poaceae
Product: IST1-like protein
Exons: 4
Coding region: 296-1063 (255 amino acids)
Biological process (GO): protein transport
Source: RefSeq, a predicted model, not a curated record